AUGGCUCCAUUUGAGGCAUUAUAUGGAAGGAAGUGGCGUAGUCCAAUCUGUUGGAACGACAUAAGUGAAACAAUGAUUUUAGGGCCUACAGUUAAGCAAGUAAAGGAAAUUCAAGCUAAGAUUCAGGCGGCGCAAGAUCGCCAAAAGAGUUACGCGGGUUUGAAGCGUAGAGAGGAGGAAUUUGAGGUUGGUGACAAAGUUUUAUUAAAGGUGUCACCAAUGAAAGGUGUAAAGAGAUUUGGAAAGAAAGGAAAGCUUAAACCAAAGUAUAUUGGUCCAUAUGAAGUAUUGAUAAGGGUAGGCAAAGUAGCUUACAAGCUAGUCUUACCUAUGGAGCUAAGUAAAGUGCAUGAUGUAUUUCAUGUGUCUCAGUUAAGAAGGUAUAUCCCUGAUAAGUCACAUGUACUACAACCUGAAACUAUUGAGUUAGAUCAAAUCUUAACUUAUGAGAAAAAACCUGUUAAGAUCCUUGACUAUAAAGUGCGUAGUACACGCAAUAAGGAAGUUAAGAUUGUGAAAGUGCUAUGGUUUAACCAAGAGUAUGAAGAUGCAACUUAG
This is a messenger RNA of Chenopodium quinoa (quinoa), 558 nucleotides long. RefSeq lists its product as uncharacterized. Bases 1 to 558 code for a protein of 185 amino acids. The record is from RefSeq and is a predicted model, not a curated record. NCBI's taxonomy places the organism in Eukaryota, Viridiplantae, Streptophyta, Magnoliopsida, Caryophyllales, Amaranthaceae. The transcript has a single exon.